CUGAGAUUGAGUUAUGUAACGUAGGCUAAAUCAAGUUUUCGUAUCGGGGAACAAUUGUAUAAAUACCCAGUGCCCGUUCAUCAGUUCAUACAAGUCCAGAGCAUCAUCUUCUCAUCAUUCAAGCCUAUCAAUAUGAAGCACUCUUUGUUCUCGCUCGCCUUUCUGGCUAGCUCUGUCAUGAGCUAUGACCAAGUCCUCGGAUUCAACGAAAAAGUCGAGGUCGAAACAAGAAGCCUCGAUGAGAUCUACAAAGCUGCCUUGAAGGAGGGAGACACCGUCACCCUCUGGCACGGCGGAGAUGCAGUCAAUCAACAAGCCGGUCUGAAACAAGCUUUCGAGAAGCGUUUUCCCGGAAUCAAGCUCAAUGUCACUGUCGAUCUCUCCAAGUACCAUGACGUCAGAGUCGAUCAGCAACUCGCUGCUGGUGGAAAGUCAGUUUAUGUCGACAGCGUGAUCCUGCAGACCCUGAACGAUUACCCGCGCUGGGCUCAAGAGGGCGCUUUGCUCAACUACGCCCCCAAGGGCUUUGAUCAAAUCGAUCAUGCUUUCAAGGAUAGCACGGCGUAUUGGUAUGGAGUGUAUAUCUUCUUCUGGGCCAAUGCAUGGAACACAGAGAAGCUUCGCGGUAUCAAGGCACCCGCAGAGUACACCGAUUGGCUUCGACCUGAGUUUAAGAACAAGCUCGUCCUGACUUACCCCAACGACGACGACGCGGUUCUGUUCGCCUUUUAUCUCAUCAUGCAAGAGUACGGAGCUUCCUGGUUCGAGGAUCUCCUCAAGCAGAACCCUCGCUGGGUUCGUGGAACGGCAACUCCCGGCGCCAUCAUCAGCCAGAAGAACGCCACCGAAGCUGCCUACUUCGCUGCUGGCGGAGGUUUCGGCGAAUCCAAGCCUCUCAAAUUCUCCCAACCUACAAAGGGUAAAUAUGUCUCUUGGUCGCAAUAUGCCGGCAUUCUCAAGGAUGCCCCUCACCCUGAGGGAGCCAAGCUUCUUCACAACUUCAUUCUUAGCGAGGAGUACCAGACUGCUAUGGGUACUUGGUCUGUUCGUCGCGAUAUCGCCACCCCAGAAGGUUUCCCCGAUCUUCGCAACGAGACUGCUACCAACCCAGCUGAGUUUGCGCGAUUCAUGAAGGACCGUGGCUUGGUUGAGAGACUUCGAUUUUGGUUCGAGGCUCGUAUUGGUACUGCAAAGGGUGUUGAUCCUAUCAACGAUCCUAUCAACCAGGGGUAGAUGGAGGCUUCUGGUAGUUCCGAGUCGCAUUUGUGUUUUUCUUUCUUGUUACUUAGCUAGCAGAUCGUGUCGUGUACAUACUACUCAAGUCAGCUGAGUGAACUCUUAGUCUGUAUUCCAAUUAAAUCUUUUCUCACAAAUGACAAGUACUUCGGCUUAAAAGCCA
Messenger RNA from Fusarium odoratissimum NRRL 54006, 1399 nucleotides. RefSeq lists its product as uncharacterized. The transcript is spliced from 2 exons. The record is from RefSeq and is a predicted model, not a curated record. Bases 133 to 1233 code for a protein of 366 amino acids. Lineage: Eukaryota; Fungi; Ascomycota; Sordariomycetes; Hypocreales; Nectriaceae.